Synchytrium microbalum is the source of this 465-nucleotide messenger RNA. RefSeq lists its product as uncharacterized. The transcript has 5 exons. Gene Ontology annotation, molecular function: structural constituent of ribosome. The coding region runs from base 1 to 465 and encodes 154 amino acids. Gene Ontology annotation, cellular component: cytosolic large ribosomal subunit. Gene Ontology annotation, biological process: translation. The record is from RefSeq and is a predicted model, not a curated record. NCBI's taxonomy places the organism in Eukaryota, Fungi, Chytridiomycota, Chytridiomycetes, Synchytriales, Synchytriaceae.
AUGUCGAAACAUCUGCACUUUGUCGAGGAACCUACCAGGUUAUCAAAGAACCGAAAGAAGAGAGGAAACGUGUCUGCAGGUCACGGUCGUGUCGGCAAACAUCGUAAGCAUCCUGGUGGUCGUGGUAAAGCCGGUGGUAUGCACCACCACAGAAUCAACAUGGACAAGUACCAUCCUGGAUUUUUCGGAAAAGUCGGUAUGCGACGAUUCCACUUGACAAGAAACGCAGACUACAGACCUGUCGUCAAUGUCGAAAAACUAUGGACUCUGAUUCCAGAAGAUGCUAGAGCAAAGGCUCCAGCUGGUCAAGUUGUUAUUAUUGAUACCUUGGCUGCUGGAUAUGGCAAAGUAUUGGGCAAAGGUGUUUUACCACAAACACCAUGUAUUGUACGAGCCAAGUUUGUAUCAAGGAAGGCUGAAAUCAAGAUCGUGGAAGCCGGUGGUCGUGUCGAGCUAAUUGCUUAA